This is a messenger RNA of Dioszegia hungarica, 2097 nucleotides long. RefSeq lists its product as uncharacterized. The transcript has 9 exons. Bases 1 to 2097 code for a protein of 698 amino acids. The record is from RefSeq and is a predicted model, not a curated record. Lineage: Eukaryota; Fungi; Basidiomycota; Tremellomycetes; Tremellales; Bulleribasidiaceae.
AUGUCCAGUCCUCAUACUGCUCAUAAGAAGAACGACCAAUCUGUCGAUCCUGUCCCUGAUGUGCAAUCCGAAGUCUCGAUCGAGGUCAGCGAGGAAGCCAAGUCCACCAUUCGCACCGCUCUGGAGGAGUACGAGACCUCGCUGAACGAUUUAUCCCCGCGCAUUGACAUAUUCAGUGAGCUUGAGGAGUUGAUCUCGAAGAGAGAGGUCGUUGGGCCCAAAGAAGAUGAUGUGCAUACCUGCCAGGUGCAGGGUUGGCUGGAGAACGCAAGGGCAACCUGGGAUGGCCUCCAGGGCGUACUGAUUGCCGCGCGGGACUCCUUCGGCACGCCCGGGCCGUCCUUCCUCGGCUCUCUCAACCAUGCGCUCGGUCUUGAGAGUGAUGUUACGGAGCUGCUCAAUCUUUGGUGUCCAGGUGGCGGCAGGUCAAUGUGGCGCGCUGAGGGCGUCGAAGCCAUGGACCAAGAACUCGUAGGAACUCGUAGGAACUUCCUACACUCUGUAGGAAGUUGUCAGGCUGGAAUAUAUAAGGAGGUCAUUUCGAGUCCAAUGCAUCCUCACUCUGCAGUCGGAAAAGUGUCUUGCCCAUCCUGGUCCCUGGAAAAGUUAACACUUACACGUGCCACCAAGAAAGGGCAGCACCAGCAGGCAGCUGAAGCCCAAGACAGCCAUUACCAUGAAACUCUCACGGCUUGGAGAGUCGGCAGAGAGCCCACCGGACCGCCAGGGGCAGACAGUACGCUGUACGAGAGCAAGCUCGAGGAACUCGAGAGCGCUCGAGAGACUCUGUUGAACCAGACUCAGCUGGUCAGGAAAGGACUCGCGCCUGACGUGGAGCGGCAAUCAGGGGACGUGGUCGAGGACAUUACUGGGUUGGUUCCCUUCCAGACGAAUCUGUUCACAAUCGGCGACCAGCACAUCAAGGGUUUGGCAGUCCGACGGCGGGAAGCUGCGGCCUCAAAGCGCUCCACGGCCUCCUCCAGUGUUGUUGCGCUGGCGUCAGAAUCGUUCUUCACCGAGCCAUUCCAGCCGUAUAGUGCUCUCCAAAAGUAUUUUGGUAGGGAUACCAGUACCAGCGCGCCGACCGAGGCCGAUACCAAAUACCGUACUCUGUACCAGGAUGAUCGUCUGGCGAGAGAGCAUGGUAUUGGUAGAAUACCGAUACCAGGCUGGUAUACCAUAGUAUACCAGGCCCGCACUCUUCCCGAGCCUAGACCUGCCCAAUUCGUACCGAAUGUCCAGAAGUGGUGGUGUCUGACUUCGGACAAAGUUGUGCCCGUUAUUGGUCAUAGCUCCAGGAGUAGCGCCAGUGCAGACCAGAAGGUACUUCAGGGCUACCUGAGAGCUGAGACUGAGAUACGCAGUCACUCUACCCGCGCCGCCACACAAAAGGCAGCUCACGGAAGGAGGAGUGGCGGGAAAAGGUGUGGUAAUUUUGGUAUACCAGCCCUGAUACCUGGCGCCGCGCCCCAUUCGCCCGGGUGGCAAAUGCUCCAUCCAUCUAGUACGCAUCUUCAGCAUGAGGCCCGCUCAUCUCAGCCUCUUGGCAUCAACACUGCAAGCUCCAUGAUAGUACUCACAUGGAAGGCUACUAGUCAGUUGGGCCUCACGUCCCGUCGCUGUGUCUCUCCUACAGGAGCGACAAGUCCCGUUCCCAGCACUGCGAGUCAGCUGGCGUCGCAUCUGCAGCAGAUGGCUGCCAAGUAUGGGAUCAAUCUUUUCGCGAUCAAAGACACAGAAGAAGAGCCCGGAGACGGGACCCCUGACUGCGCCUCGGACGCGGAAGAUGGCGACAGCGGUGCACCCAUGGCAGGCAAACACAGCGAAGCGCAACUCGAAGACAGGACCUCGACACUCCCGAGCCAGCAGUACCCGAAACGCCCGGUACCGUCACAGAAGGUCCUUGAUGACGUACUCGUGUCGCUUCCGCUCCCUGCAGAGAUGCUCACACUCUCAAACAAACACCUCAGAGGCCUUGCUGUCCGUUGGGCGUUUGCUGCAAAGGCUGCCAAACGCCGGACAAAGAAGGCGUCGCGCGUGUCUUCCAGACCGAAGGAGAGCAGCGGUGCUGGUCCUUCGUCUUCCUUGACUUUAUGA